Trichosporon asahii var. asahii CBS 2479 is the source of this 1761-nucleotide messenger RNA. RefSeq lists its product as uncharacterized. Bases 1 to 1761 code for a protein of 586 amino acids. NCBI's taxonomy places the organism in Eukaryota, Fungi, Basidiomycota, Tremellomycetes, Trichosporonales, Trichosporonaceae. Gene Ontology annotation, biological process: protein N-linked glycosylation. The transcript has 2 exons. The record is from RefSeq and is a predicted model, not a curated record. Gene Ontology annotation, molecular function: alpha-1,6-mannosylglycoprotein 6-beta-N-acetylglucosaminyltransferase activity.
AUGCACGGCGAACACCGUCGAUCGCCAACGCUCGACAUGGACCAGGACGCGACCCCGCUUCUGUUCAAGGACAAGGACUUCGAGGCGACCCCUCCAUCCGCCGGAUGGUGGCGGAGCAAGCCACGAUUCGGUCGGCGGCUGGUGCCACUCGUGCUCGUGAUCGCCGUGCUCGUCUUUGGGGGAUUGUUCAUGCUCCGCGGCGUGCCGGAACACCUCCGAAGUGCAGCCUCGCGGGAAGAUGACCUCGACCUCGUCGUGCGCCUUCGCCUCCUCCUGCAGCGGAUGGAGGAGCACUACGCCUCGAACCCGGAUCACGACACUACGAUUCUCACCUUGCCGGCCAUUCGGCGCCUCCUCGAUUGUGUCGAGAAGGAGACCUGUGGACCGGGGGAGCGUGAUGUUGUCAUCUUUGCCUGCCAGCGCUUCGCGGGCGCCGAGAAGGGCCGCGUCUCCGGCGAGAACAUCUGGGCCGCGAGCACCAUCCGCUCCUUCCGCGCCAUGAACAACACGAUGCUUUACGGACAGGGCUCCAUGGACUCGCUGCUGAUGUACCAGCACGUUCCGGAGCUUGUGCGCCUUGUCUUCUGGGAGAGCAGCAGUCUAGACGCCUGCAUCGCGCGUAACGGCACACUCGAUGCGUAUGAGGACGAGGAUUACCGCCGCGCGGCCGACAACUGGCAGGGCGGCCGCGGAAGGGAGAAAGGCUGCAUGGUGCGCGACGACUUCCCGGACGGCAUUCCCUACUACAAGUCGCUCGUGUUCCACUUCUGGGGCGACGCGCGCACUCCCCUCGGACACGAAUUCACACUCGCCCCUUGGGACUUCAGCAUGCUGCACGACGACACGAACCGCUACCUCGGCUUCAGCAUCGAGGACCACUGCAUGACGAACAAGUACUAUCCCCCCGAGGAGCGGAAACACCAGGCCCUCAUUUUGGGCAAACUCGCCGAGUACUUCUAUCCCGGACCGCACAACUGGAUCGCGCACGAGACGCUCGAGGAGGCCGUCCAGGACCUGCCCAAGGAGAACGGGGAGGACUUCAAGCUCAUCGCUACUGCAAAGCAGGACGGCGUGAAUGGCUCGACCGCUGUCCUCCCGGAGCACAUCACGAAUCUCGGCUUCCAGAAGCAGCACGAGUGGACCGACCUGCUCGCGCGGUCGAAAGUGAUGCGUCUCCCACCCCGGAAAUCAGCUAACGUCCAGAUCGGCCUCGGAUGGCCCGCGUACAGCCCCUCACCUUUUGAUGCGCUCUGCGUCGGCGUCCCCUUCAUCAACCCGAUCCAAUAUGUCAACCUCGAGCAUCCAGACGACCGCAAGGGAUGGCGCACACAGAAUGACGCCCUGCUCGCCCUUGACCCGCCCUACGUCUACCACGUACACAAGGAGAACGCGACCGAGCUGGCACAUGCGCUCAAGUCGGCUAUCGAGAAUCCCAUCCCAAGGUUCAUUCGUGAGUACGACACCCAUGGCAUCCAAGAUUGUUCAACGUUCCACUCGAUGAACUGGAAUGGCAUUCGGUCCGGCCCGUCUGACUCUGGCUCUGCUCGGACGUUCGCUGACCCACCAGCCGAGAACAUGAAGUUCGAAAACGUCCUCGAGCGCCACCGCGUCCUGAUGACGCGCAACCCACUCGUCGUCGCCGAGGCCCAGUGGGAGAAGCUCUACGGCAGCAACCCCGCCAUGGAGUACCUCCUUCUCCCUGGCGCUAACUCGACGGCGUACGAGCGGAUUCAUUGGCAGUACAGGAAGACGUCGGGAUAA